ACCGCCAAACUAACCCUCCUCAAGUACCUUUCUUGCUUUAACACAUCUGCUCUAAAGUUGCUUAUUUUUCCUCUCUUUCAUCACUCUCCCACACCUUUUCUUUUCUUCUCUCUCUCUCUAUCUUCUUCCCUUAAUUUCUCCCUCUUCCCUCUAUGGCUACUGCUUGGCCGCAGGGUAUUGGAGUAGUGAGGCCAGUUGAAAACCCAAGAACUAGCACAGAGAAAAAGCCUAGGCCAAACAAGGAACAAGCUUUGAAUUGUCCGAGGUGCAAUUCCACCAACACAAAGUUCUGUUAUUACAACAACUACAGUCUUUCUCAGCCCAGAUACUUCUGCAAGACUUGUCGAAGGUACUGGACUCAAGGGGGCACUUUGAGGAACGUCCCAGUGGGUGGAGGUUCAAGGAAGAACAAAAGAUCCUCAUCAUCUUCAUCCAAGAAAGUGAUGAUCCCAAAUCUCAGCCCUCCAAAAUUUUCACCUCAAAACCCUAAGAUCCAUGAUGGGCAAGCCCUAAAUGUAGGUUAUAAUCCCCCCAUCUACAAUGAUUUUGCCCCUUUAGUACAAUUUGGGCUUGACCCUAAAAACCCUAAUUAUAAUAACCACCCUUCUCACAGCUUUUCUCUUCUCACAUCCACUGAUCAGCUCCUCUCUUUGCCAGUAGUUUCUAUGCAUCAUGAUCACUUCAAGCCAAGUAGCUUGAGUUUCUCACUAGAUGGGCUUGGUAAUUUGCAAAAUCACACAAACUCAUCAAGAACCCUAUUCCCUUUUGAGGAAUUAAAGCCUGUUUCAACAGCUCAUGAUGAUCAAUUACAUGAAUUUGGGCUUCAAGAUCAUCACAGAGAGCAUGAAGGGGAUCAUCAUCAGUCAAAUCAUGGAUACUGGAGUGGCAUGUUGUCUGGAGGUUCCUGGUGAAAAUCUCAUCAUCAAACCCUUAUCUAAUUAUUGUUUUACUUUAAUAACUUAUGUUAAAUUUUCUUGAACUACCGAAUAUUUUAGUUUGAAUCAGGUCUGAUCCCAUCAAAAUUACAUUUAUCAUGUGAUUAGUAUAUAAUUUAAGAAGAACGAUCAAUCACAUGAGAAGUGUAAUACCUCUGUCAGUAAUUUAAGAAUUACGAAUGCUUGUUA
Messenger RNA from Sesamum indicum (sesame), 1124 nucleotides. Its product is annotated as dof zinc finger protein DOF4.6. The record is from RefSeq and is a predicted model, not a curated record. Gene Ontology annotation, biological process: regulation of DNA-templated transcription. Gene Ontology annotation, molecular function: DNA binding; DNA-binding transcription factor activity. Lineage: Eukaryota; Viridiplantae; Streptophyta; Magnoliopsida; Lamiales; Pedaliaceae.